Molecule: messenger RNA, 831 nt
Organism: Knipowitschia caucasica
Lineage: Eukaryota; Metazoa; Chordata; Actinopteri; Gobiiformes; Gobiidae
Source: the annotation of a GenBank genome assembly
AUGUGCAUCUCACGGAGCAGUGACCCAGCUCUGACGCACACCUGGGACCAUGAGCCACUGAGAGGUCUCUGCACACAGGUGACCGCGGCCGUCAUGGCGCAGCAGACCACCCCCAGCUCGCAGAAGGCUCUGAUGGUAGAGCUGAAGUCUCUGCAGGAGCAGCCGGUGGAGGGCUUCAGGAUCACUCUGGUGGAAGAGUCCGACCUGUACAACUGGGAGGUUGCCAUCUUUGGACCGCCCAAUACCCUGUACGAGGGCGGGUACUUCAAGGCUCAUAUAAAGUUCCCAGUGGAUUAUCCAUACUCUCCCCCAACCUUCAGGUUCCUCACCAAGAUGUGGCACCCCAACAUCUACGAGAAUGGAGACGUCUGCAUCUCCAUCCUCCAUCCUCCUGUGGACGACCCCCAGAGUGGAGAGCUGCCGUCUGAACGCUGGAAUCCCACGCAGAAUGUUCGAACGAUCCUGCUGAGUGUGAUCUCGCUGCUGAAUGAACCAAACACAUUUUCUCCGGCAAACGUUGAUGCCUCUGUCAUGUUCCGCAAGUGGAGAGACAGCAAAGGCAAAGAGAAGGAGUACGCUGAGAUCAUCCGGAAGCAGGUUCUGUCCACGGCCGCAGACGCUGAUCGCGACGGGGUGAAGGUCCCGCGUACGCUGGCAGAGUACUGUGUCCAGACCCGAAUGCCCUCCCAGGACUCGAGCUCCGACCUUCUGUACGACGACCUGUACGACGACAUGGAGGAGAGCGAGGAGGAAGAUAGCGAUGAGGACGACGGGGAGGCCAGAGGGGGCGUGUACGGAGACCAAGACGACAGCGGCAAUGAGGAGUUAUGA